Messenger RNA from Sorex fumeus (smoky shrew), 4701 nucleotides. RefSeq names its product protein phosphatase, Mg2+/Mn2+ dependent 1K (gene PPM1K). Lineage: Eukaryota; Metazoa; Chordata; Mammalia; Eulipotyphla; Soricidae. The record is from RefSeq and is a predicted model, not a curated record. The coding region runs from base 171 to 1289 and encodes 372 amino acids. The transcript is spliced from 7 exons. Gene Ontology annotation, biological process: protein dephosphorylation. Gene Ontology annotation, molecular function: protein serine/threonine phosphatase activity; cation binding.
GCGGUGGCGGCGGGGCGCGGGUGGCCGAGCCCGGUGCCCACUCCUCGGGAGGCCAGGAGCUGCGGCGGGGGCAGCCUCACCGGCCGGCCGAGGGGCCCCUCUCCCGCCCUGCAUGAGCUAGGGCAGCGCUUCCCCGGGGACGCCAGGAGCUGCACCAUCCGCCCCGAGGGAUGUCCACGGCCGCCUUGCUGACCUUGGUCAGGGGUGGCGGGCCGCGGGUGCGCCCCAGGGCGCUGCUGAGCCGCCGCCUGCCGCGGGCCGACGGGCACCCGCCCUGCGCCGGGCUCCGCGCCACCUCCGCGCCGCGCUUCUCGCGCUUCGACCCCGAUGGCAGCGGGCGCCCCGCCACCUGGGACAGCUUCGGCAUCUGGGACAACCGCAUCGACGAGCCCAUCCUGCUGCCGCCCAGCAUCAAGUACGGCAAGCCCAUCCCCAAGGUGAGCCUGGCCCGCGUGGGCUGCGCCUCGCAGAUCGGGAAGCGCCGGGAGAACGAGGACCGCUUCGACUUCGCGCAGCUCACCGACGACGUGCUCUACUUCGCCGUGUUCGACGGGCACGGGGGCCCCGGCGCCGCCGACUUCUGCCACACGCACAUGGAGGCGCGCAUCCUGGAUUUGCUUCCUAAGGAGAAAAACUUGGAAACGGUCUUGACUUUGGCUUUUCUAGAAAUAGAUAAAGCCUUUUCCAGGCACGCCCACCUGUCUGCUGAUGCCACCCUGCUGACCUCUGGGACCACGGCGACGGUCGCCCUGUUGCGGGACGGCAUCGAGCUGGUGGUAGCCAGUGUUGGGGACAGCCGGGCGAUUUUGUGCCGAAAAGGAAAGGCGGUGAAGCUGACUAUUGACCAUACCCCGGAGAGAAAAGACGAGAAAGAAAGGAUCAAGAAGCACGGCGGCUUUGUGGCCUGGAACAGCCUGGGGCAGCCGCACGUCAAUGGGCGCCUCGCCAUGACCAGGAGCCUCGGGGACCUGGACCUGAAGGCUAGUGGCGUGAUCGCGGAGCCCGAGACCAAGCGGAUCAAGCUUCAUCACGCUGACGACAGCUUCCUGGUCCUCACGACAGAUGGGAUCAACUUCAUGGUGAACAGUCAGGAGAUUUGCGACUUUGUCAACCAGUGCCACGACCCCAACGAAGCAGCCCGGGCAGUCACUGAGCAGGCCAUCCAGUACGGCACUGAAGACAACAGCACGGCCGUGGUGGUGCCUUUCGGCGCAUGGGGCAAGUACAAGAACUCUGAGGUCAACUUCUCCUUCAGCAGAAGCUUCGCUUCCAGCGGACGGUGGGCCUGACGGCAGUUGCUUCACCUGGAGUUUGCAGUUUCUCCACCGGCAAGUCACUGAUUCGUUCCACUGUCCACCGUGCCAGAGCCACCUCAUGACUCCCUCGAUCAAAUCCAAGUCAGUGUCCCCUCAGUAGCUACUUCACCCGCUUCGUAUUUAUGUUCCACUGAACACACUCAGUGUAUGCGUGUAAUUCUAGUUGAGGAAGCUCAUGAAAAAGCGGUUUUGAUACACCUGCCGGGUGUUAAGUUUCUCCUUUUCAAAACUCUUAGGCAGCUCUGGGUUACUGUUGGUCAUUUAUUUCUUCACUCAUAUAUAUGAAUAGUUCCUGCCUUCAGAUUUGUCGAAACUCAUCAGUAUUUCGAUGACUACUCAGUGUGCUAGCUACAAGGGUUUGUUUUUAAUAAUUGUGCCUCAGCGUAAAUCUAAAACCCAAAUUUUCUGUAUUUUGGAUUCUGGACUAGUCAGUGGUAAAUAUAAUGAAAUAUAAUGGUGUAAAAGGAUUGAAUACAGAUAACAUGGCAUGACUGAGUCAUAAGCCUCUUUAGGAAAAUGCACUGUUGGGAUGUACGGAGCAAUAGAACAGCGGGGAGGGGGCUUGCCUUGCGCAUAGCCGACCCGGGUUCCACCCCCAGCAUCCCAUAAGGUCCCCAGAGCACUAUUAGGAGUGAUUCCUGAGCACAGAGCCAAGAGUAAGCCCUGAGCAUCAUUGAAUGUAACCCCCACAAAAAAAGCCGAAGGGGAAAAAAAAAAAAAGCAAAAUGCACUAUGUAUUCCAGCCGUCACAAUCUUAUGAUCUCUAUCCCAAAUUUAUUCCUUUCGGUAACUAAGAAACUGUAGAGAUGUGCCUGUUCUUUUAUGUCAGAAAAGGUACUGAGCCUAAGUGUCAGUGCUAGACAAAGUUAAAUGCUGAUGUUGCCAAGUGCUUUGUAUACAGUUUCCUCCAUGAUGGCUAACUCUUUUUUUUUUGUUUGUUUUGUAUAUAGUAUGUCCAUAUCACUUUCUGUGAUGGCAUCAGCAAGUUGGGGUGUUUGUAAAGUAAUAUCAAGUGAUGAGGCGACAGCUAUCAUUGUCAUCGUUUGACUGUUUCUAAGUCUCAUAACAAGGAAUAAAUCUAGAACAAAUUCUAUAUUUCAGCCUGCUGUGAAUCGGGAGUGUAAAAUUGUGCUUUUUUUAUCUGCCUGUAUGUCGGGUGUUAAAAUGUGAAUCUCUAGCUGUGUGCUUGGAAUUAUCAAUGCAGUUUAUUUCUACAGAUGGUAUGAACUUGCUGUAUGCGUGAGUGUAGAUACAGAUGUAUUUUAGAGUAAAAGAAAAUCAGAAGGAAUGGCACUGUAUGGAUGCUUCCACCAGUUAACUGUAAAUUAUUGAUGCUUAUCCCGAAGGACUCUUGACAAAAAUGAGGCUUUUUGUGUGUCUGGUUUUUUGAAGUGCUGGGAAUCUCAUGCAGGUCUCGGGAGUGCAAAGCUUGUCCUCCAUCCCGUAAAGCAGUUUAAUAAUUGAGAAGAACCUUUGACUAUUGGCAAAUGAAGAAAUAGAUGCAAAGACUGGGAGGAAGAAUCAAACCCAAAAACUGGACAAGAGUGUUGAAACUACACUGUUGCUGCCUAGUGGUGUGCAGAGUAUCUGGAGUAACAGGAUGGGAGAAAAACACCGUUAAGAAUGUUAACACCGUUUUGUUGUAGAAAACAAGAAAAACAAAAAUGGUAUAGUGUACCUUAAAACUCUGUUAUCAGGAGUUGGUUAUUUUCUUUAAGUUUUAUUUAAAGGCUUCUUAGGAAGAAAGGGACCAAUCUAAACAAUGCAUAUUUUCUCCUUGCCUUUUUGGGGAGUGGAAGAAGAGAAACCUUGAGUUUUCCUGCCUGUAUUAAUAAAGAAUUAUCCUUUGGGAGGAAAAAAGGAAACAGUUUCAGGUUCUUGUUUUUGUUUCUAAGAAGUUUGGUGAGAGAGAAAUAGAACAGGAGAGAAUAUAAUCACCUAGAAUACAGAACCUGGGGGUGAAGACAUAUGACAGGGGUUCCCCAAAACACCCUACCACCACUGCCGAAAGAGAGGGAGGGAGGGAGAGAGAGAAAGGGAGAGGGAGAAAGAGAGAAGGAGACAGAUACAGAUACUAAUAACCUGUAUUUAGGAGCUUAGAGAUUUCCCAAGUGGGGACAGAAUGACCAUAUAGCGGGCGGGGCUCUUGCCUUACACACAGCCAACUGUAUUGUAUCCCCAGUGCUAUAUCGCGUUCUCCCAAGCCCCCACUAGAGUAAUUUCUGAGUCCUGAGCCUGGAGUAAGCCCUGAGUACUAUCGGGUGUGGCCCCAAAACAAAAGCGAAAUAAUUCUCCAGUCACCAGUAGGUAAAUCUAAAGUAUAAAAUGUCCAUCUGUGGAUAUAGGUUUCCUUUUGGUUCUAUUUUCCUAACACUUUUCCUCUUGCUUUAAAAAUGGAGGGUGGGGGGCUGGAGAGAUAGCACAGCGGGUAGGGCGUUUGCCAACCCGGGUUCAAUUCCCAGCAUCCCAUAUGGUCCCCUGAGCACCGCCAGGAGUAACCCCAGUGCAUCGCCAGGUGUGACCCAAAAAGAAAAAAAAAUGGAGGGUGGGAAAUGAUGAGUGAUGUUGUGGACUUAAGUGUUUGAAGAACCACUGACGGAGGCCAGGGUGAGGGUAACAGGUAGGUAGGGUCACAUGCUUCUGACCUCGGCUCGAAUCCCGGACACCGUCCAUCGUCCCCUGAGCCCUGCCAGGUGCGAUCACUGAGCAUAGAGCCAGGAGUCAGCCCUGAGCACUGCCAGGUGUGGCCCCAAAUCCCUCCCCGCCCCCACAAAAAUCAGUGAAGCAGGAAUCAGGGAUGCAGCUUCGUGGUCGAGCACUUACCUUGGAUUUGUGAGCUUCUGGAAAUUAGCAAAAUUUAGCACUGCAAAAUUAAGAAUUUUUUUUUUAACCCCAGGAAUAUUGCUCAAAGGAUGAAAACCUGACGGGUUCAGUCUCUACCACCAAUGGUCCCUGGAGCAUGGGGUAAUGGGUCGCCUCUAAUUGCUGUGAUUUGUCACCCUGUGGUUGUGGGGCGGGGGUGGCAGGUGGAUUGAGAUGGAUUGGCAGGCUGAACAAAAGAGUUGGUAGAGUGUAGCCUAAAGUCUGACGGGGGCUUUUUCACCUGAAGACCCUGAAACUGUCACCGCUGGCAAAAACAGAAAGAAGAGCGGUAUUAUUUUUUAAACCACUGUGUUGAAGUCAUCCGUGUUUUAUUAUGACUUAUUAAAGGAGCAUGCAUCUGUUAGGCUUCUAAAUCUUCCUGGGAGUUAUGCAAAUAGUCAUGAAGAAUGGACUGUUCGAAGUAAACUUAGUGCAAUGACUGUGAAUUUGCCAUAUGGUUAUUACCAUGUGGGUAUUGUUAUGGUAAAUUAUAUUAAUGUAAAUAAACUUCACUCAACUCUGA